AGUGAAUGAUAAUUGAGCCCCGAGGUGAUAGCCUAGACCUACCACUCUCCCGCGUGUUAACCUGUUCCAAGCUUGACUCCAGCUUGUUCCACCAGUUAAGCUGUUGCUGUGGUGAUGUUUCGCUACUUCAAGAUCGGAUUGAUUCUUGAGAGGCGUCAUUAGACUUCUCAUUCGAAGGAUAUUAUACACAGCAUUACAAAUAAAAGAAACAACGAUCUGUGAUCUCACGUGUGCCAAAUCUUAUCUCCAAGUGAUACCACCGAGUGGCCAUUCUUCUAAGUCAAACAUAGGGCUAUACUUGCGAAAGGUGCCAAGUUAGAAACAAGAUAAACAAACAAAUAAAUAAACAAAUAAAAACAAGCCACGGAAAAGUGAUCGUCAAAAAUUAAGAAAAAAGAAAGAACAAAAACAGAAAAAGGUAAACAAACGUCUUCAAAAUCCUCGAGAAACACUUGAGCAGCGGCGCUUCUCUUUCUUCUUCUUCUUCUGCCAAUUUGGAAAAGGUCUUGACUUUCAGCUUCGCAUCUUCUUAUAAUUACAUCUCAAACUCCUCCUCUUCUCCUACUUCUUCUUCUUGAGUAACCUUUCGUAUCACCAAAAUGGCUGGCGAAACCAUCGACGAACUCAGCGAGAAGAAACACAAGGAAGACGAGGACAAGACAUGUCGGUGUUACAAGCACCUCGAGAACAAGGGCCCGAACGCGCCCAAACCAGAUGAUGUCGAAGGCGGCGCCUCCCUCCAGAAGUCCACCUACUACACCAGAGUCUCCACAGAGUACAGCAAUCAGCGCAUGGUGAAGCCUGGUAAACGCCCCGCGAAGAAGGGCUUCACCACCCUCAGGGACGAGUGCCUGAAGGCCAACAGGCUCUUCGAGGAUCCCGAGUUCCCUCCCAACGACUACUCCAUCAACUUCGACGGCGUCACCAGGAGGUCCUACGUGUGGAAGAGGCCUCAUGAAUUGGUCAAAGACGCCCAUCUCUUCGUGGAGGGUGCCAGUCGUUUCGACAUUCAGCAAGGUGAACUGGGUGACUGUUGGCUUCUGGCCGCCAUAUCAAAUCUCACCUUGAACCCUCGACUGUUCCACGUAGUGGUUCCAAGGGACCAGAGUCUUAACAACUAUUAUGCCGGGAUAUUCCACUUCAGGUUUUGGCAAUAUGGCAAAUGGCAAGAUGUGGUCAUUGACGACAUGUUGCCCACAUACUGCGACCAGCUUGUGUUCAUGCACUCCAAGACCAAGAACGAGUUCUGGUGUGCUCUCCUUGAGAAAGCUUAUGCCAAGUUAUACGGCUGCUACGAAGCCCUCAAAGGAGGAAACAUCAACGAGAGCAUGGUUGACCUGACAGGGGGCGUGGUCGAGAUGAUUGACCUGAGGAACCCACCCAGUAAUCUCUUCAGCGUCAUGAGGAAGGCCUACAGGAGAGGCGCUCUCAUGGGAUGUGCUAUUGAGCCUCAGAAUCCCAACAUCCAAACCGAGGCCGUUCUGACCAACGGCCUUAUAGUACGACACGCUUACUCGGUGACUCGCGUCACUUGUGUCGACAUUGCAUCCGCUGCUCCAAAAAUGAAGGCCAAUUGCAGCGACGGCCCGGUCGACGUCGGAGGUCUUCAAAAUGCCUUUGGGAGCAUCCUAAAGCCCCUCAUGGGUCUGAUUAGCCCCACGGGGGCCGAAAAGGCUCCCAGCAGUGUCCCUUCGAUGGGUCCCACCCUCGCCAGCAUUUCAAAUUUCAACCUUAACUUGGCGUUCCCGGACGGCAAGGCCGAGUUGGUUCGCCUCCACAACCCUUGGGGAAACGAGGCAGAGUGGACAGGCUCCUGGAGCGACAAGUCCCCGGAAUGGGGGACAAUCGCCCCUGAGGACAGAGAACGGUUGGGCCUCACCUUCGAUGAUGACGGGGAGUUCUGGAUGAGUUUCCUUGAUUUUAUCAGGAACUUCUCGACCGUGGAAAUUUGUGAUGUGACUCCCGAGGUGUUCGACUUGGGUGACGAGGACGACGAAGAAGCCAACACAUCCGAUAACAUCCUGAAGAGGUGGCAGAUGGUUAUGUACGAAGGGGCGUGGGUGUCCCACCACUCUGCAGGUGGCUGCAGGAACUUCAUUGAUACUUUUGUAACAAACCCCCAAUACACGGUUGUCCUGGAGGAUCCUGACGAAGACGACGAUGAUGACCUUUGCACCAUCGUCAUCUCCAUCAUGCAGAAGAACGUCCGUCAGCUCAAGCGAUACGGAGCAGAUUACAAUCCUAUUGGUUUCACUGUAUACAAGAAACCGGAUGAUAAGCAGCUUGGUGAGCGCCUCGACAAGGAAUUCUUCAUGUACAACAUGAGUGUAGCCAAAGUGAAGUUCUUCUUGAACACCCGAGAGGUCACAGAACGCUUCCGCUUCCCCCCUGGAGCCUACGUCAUCGUCCCAUCAACCUUUGAGCCAGAGAUGACAGGAGAAUUCCUCCUGAGAAUCUUCUAUGAAGCCAAGAGGUUGAAAAUUACCAAGUAGGAUGUUUCAGAUAUUAAUUUUAUUUCCUCUUGGGAAAGAAUGCCAAGCAGUUAUACUCGUCAGACAGAUCUGUCUUGCCUCACUUAUCCCUCAUUCAAGGAUUAAUGAGUGUUUGGCAAAAAGGAUCUCUGAAACCCUAGGCCAUAUCCUGGAUGCCAGUACCGAGAGAUGAACAUAUCAAUAGGAAUGAAAUAACACAAACCUUCCCCCACUGUUCUGGUGGAAUUAAACCUUGUUACCAAAUACUUUUCCUGAGAAAUACCUGCCUCUGUUAUGUCUUGAGACAUAAUCUAGUCAGAGUGAUUUAGGUCAACUCUGUCCACUGUGAUUUUAUGUUAAGACAUUGAAAAUUCCACGGAAGUCUUUCACUUUCAUUCAGAAGGAUUUAAACCUGCUGAAGUGUUGAGACUUGUAUUUGGAAACUGUAUUAUAUGUGCUUCUUUCCAAAACAUAUGUAUGUUUUACAGUAUUUUACUGUGGAAGAUGAGAUGGAAAAUAUAGCACAGAUCAUUUCAUUUGUGCCAUCCUCAAUUUUAGUGUAUAUCUUCCAUGUGCUCAAAGAAACCAAUCCCUCAGGUUUUCUUGUUGUUUAUCAUGUUUUGCUUACCCUUGUAAAUGAGGUGCAAGUACCGUAUGUGUGAUAUUUAUGUAUUGUUGUGAAAUAUUUGUAUGUUUUUAAAAUAAAUUUAAUUUUUCA
Molecule: messenger RNA, 3189 nt
Organism: Macrobrachium nipponense
Lineage: Eukaryota; Metazoa; Arthropoda; Malacostraca; Decapoda; Palaemonidae
Product: calpain-A-like
Exons: 13
Coding region: 600-2492 (630 amino acids)
Biological process (GO): proteolysis
Cellular component (GO): cytoplasm
Molecular function (GO): calcium-dependent cysteine-type endopeptidase activity
Source: RefSeq, a predicted model, not a curated record